AUGGCUGCCGCAGCACCAUCACCCCUGGCCAGCUCUGUGGAGAAGACAAAUGGAGCCAAGCUCAGCAGGCUUCUUAUCGACGGUGGAACAACAGUUCUUAGAAAGAUUUUUGAUGGUCAUCAUCCUCCUGCAAACUUGAUUACUGACUUAAAUGCUAAUUACCCCAUUCUUAACAAUCUCUUACGUCGUCGAGUUCUAAAUGGCCAUCAGUGGGACAAACUAUUUCCACCUGGUGGAGUCCCUCCAGACUCCAACACCUUUGACAUCACUCUUUUGUUUCUUCUUCUGACCAACAUUUGUGGACUAACCCCUCCCCCCUCAGGAUGGCACACUAAACCACCCCUAAGUGACACGUCUCAUGAGGCUAACCUUGCACGGGUUAAGUUCUAUCGCAAUAUCUUGUAUGGUCAUGUGACAACCACUGGUGUUGAUACACCAACUUCCUCCGCUCUGUGGACUGAAAUUAGUGGUGUUCUUGUGAGUCUUGGUCUCGAUCAGGCGGAAGUUGAUAGGUUGAAGGCAGAGAAAGGUGGAGAGCAAGAUUAUAUUGACGUGUUGAUUGAGUGGGCUGACAGUGAAGAGGAUAUUAAGUCACAGUUGAAGAACAUACAUCAUUCUCAAAGCCAAACACAUCAAGCAGUUCAAGAUGUACGUCUAGCACAAGUAAAGACUCAAAAGACAGUGAAAGAAAUACAUCAGAGCCAGGACAAGACUCAAAAAAGAGUAGAAGACAUGCAUCACAUACAUACCCAAACUCACCAAAGCGUAAAAGAAGUGAAUCAGAACGUGAGAGAAGUUGCAACAGGUCUUAAAGAAAUAAAGGAAGCAAUGUAUAGUUUAAAAGAAGGAAAAGACAAAAAUAGCUCAGGCGAGGUCCUUAGAAAUCUCACCAAGUCUGAAUUCAGGGGAGACAUUGAAUAUUAUGUGCAGAGAUUUCAAGAAGGCACGCGUGAGUGGGUCUUUGACAGAGUUCAGAACUGGCUGGAUGACAGAAGCUCUCAAAACCGCGUGAUGGUAAUCAGUGGAAAUGCAGGGAUGGGAAAAUCUGUCAUCGCAGCUGUGAUUUGCAAGAGAAUGCAAGAGGCUGGCAGACUGUCAGGAAGCCAUUUUUGUCAGUAUAACAAUGUACGCUACUGUAAGCCUCAGUUAAUGAUUCAGUCGCUUGCCUGUCACUUUUCCCAUGCCCUGCCAGAAUACAAGCAAGCUCUUUCGGAACAACUAUCAAGAAAUCUGGGAACAGAUCUCAACAACAUGGGUGUGGAGGAGUUGUUUGCUUUGCUUUUCAAGGAACCUCUUAGUGCUGUAGGUGACCCAGGAAGAAACAUGCUCAUGGUGAUAGAUGGCUUGGAUGAAAGCGAAUACCAAGGACGAAAUGAGCUUCUUGAUGUGAUUGCAAAUCAGUUUUGCAAGCUUCCUAUUUGGAUUAGUUUUCUCGUCACGACACGUCCAGCCUUAAACAUUGCAGAGAAACUAAAACAGUUGAAGCCACUUAAACUGAAGUGUAAUGAUGCAGAAAAUAUAGAAGAUGUCAGAGUAUUUUGCCUAAAGAGACUUCAACGCGUGGUCAAGCUAGAAAAUGUGGGCGAGUUUAUAGAAAAGCUAGUGUUGAAAUCUGAAGGACUGAUGCUGUACGCUCAUUUUCUCAUAUUGGCGAUUACGGAAAAUCCAUCAGUUUUCCACAAGGGAGACCUUAUCGGCAGUUCACCCUCAGGAAUUACUGCCGUGUAUCAUUCCUAUUUCAAGCGUUUGGAAUGUGAACUCAUAAAGGAACUUAAUGUAAGGGAAGAACAUUUGCUGAAUCUAUUAUCUGCCAUUACCGCUUCAAGGGAGCCCUUGCCAAUGGCCUUUGUUUCUAAAUUAUUAGUACCAGGUACCCAUUCACUACUAACAAAACGUAAAGUACUGAGAGCCUUGGACAGUGUGUCUGCACUUCUGCCCAUCCGUGACGAUUGUGUUCACGUCAUUCACAAGUCAGUUAAAGACUGGUUAACAGACAUUUCAUGUUAUGGGGAGCACGAAUUCAUCAUGGAUGAAAACGAGGGUCAUCGCUUACUUGCGUGCCUGUGUACUAAAGAACUUGAAAAUGUAAAGCUUAAAGGUGUCGAUAGCCUUCAGUUUGGCGCCACUGAGAAGUACGCUUUAUAUCAUGGUGUACAUCACAUGCUACACGAAGGCGUCAAGUUAGAGCCACAUAAACUGGACGAACUGACAAAAGCCUACAUUAUUGAUUUAGAAGUAGUGCAUGCCAAGACCUUCGUGAACAGCACAAUAGCUGCUGAAGACCUUUUGUGGCUUAAAAAGCAGGGGGUUUUUGCGUUGUUAUCAAAAGAUAACCAAAGUAUUGUGGACAGCUGGUUGUUUGUAUUGAGGAAGAACCUCCGUUUACUUACGGAUACCCCUAGCAGGUUUCUUGAAACCAUACUUAACCAAGGAGGAAAAGUGUUGACUGUUGAGGCGUCAAAUCUUUUGCAAAAUAGGUAUCCUAAAAUACCAUAUAUGGAGGUUGUUCAUAAGGAGACGCAGCAGGGAGGUGUUGUAGCCCAAUUUCAAUGUUCAUCUACAGUGAUCUGUUUGGACGUCUCUCCACAGUUGGAUUAUAUGGUGUGUGAAUGUACUGACGGAAUGCUGCAUCUGUGGUCACUCCAUACCGGCAGGCUAGUGUGGACACGUCCAGUCCUAAUAGAGAAGAGUUUUAAGUUCAAGGAGUUCGGGCGCCUCGUCUUCGUGUUUAGAAAUUUACCUUCAGUAAACGCGUUGUCAUUAUUCCGCUCUGUUGUUUUCCACCCUACAAAGGAAUGUAUUUUACCUGGAAUUCUAAGUCAGGUCUAUACUAUGGACGGAGACUUGAAACCGCUCUUUCCCGGAUGUAACUGUAGAUUCUCAGUUUGCUCUAUUUCAGGCGACAAGACCAAGAUUCUAACUAAUUGUCUUGAGAGUUCUAAAUGCCUUGUGUUGUGGAGUUUAGAAAAUGGCUCAAAGGUUGAUCGAAUCAUUGAAGAUGAAGACAUUUUAUCUUUUGCAUGGUCUGGUGAUGGAAGGCUUCUUGUAAUUUCACAUUCUUCGGGAGUGAUUAGUUUGUAUGAUGUGAUGUGUAAUUUCAGAAAACUAACACAAAUGGGUACCCGAAAAGUAUGUGGCAUGGUAAAGUUUUCACUUGAUCAUCGAUUCAUUUUUUGUUACGCUGCAGAAGGCAUAUUCGUAGGCUCCUUUUUUUGUCUCAAGGUUGUAAAGGAAGCAAACAACACAUUUUCCUUAACGAUUGUGUCUGGUGAUUCCGAGACUUUUGAAUCUUUUAAUGAUUGUGGGUUUUUAUUUGGCGAUCUUAUUUCCACAAAAUAUCAUCUGCCUGGAUUGACGUUUGGUCUUGACAAGCAACGUCUGCUACGUUUCUCUUUGAAAGCAAUAGAAAUGGUGGAUACCAAAUACGUAAACAGAAACGAUCAAGGCGUAGAUACUGAAGCUUCUGGGAUAGCACUCAGUUUGGAUGGUCAGACCGUGUUUGUUGCUAGGUUUGCAUCAUCAGUCACUGCUUAUGACGUGUCGAGUGGGAAGCUUAAAGCUGAGAUAAACUGCUGGCCUUUACCGUACCGUCCGUUGUGUCCUGUUAGUGGUGGAGUCCUAAUCUUAACGAAUAAAAGCACUGUUGAGUUGUGGAGUGGUAACCUCACUGAACCAAUCAAAAGGUGGAUCAACUUGCCUGGAGUCAAACAACUGAUCCCUAUAUCAGAGGAACGAGUAGCAGUCGUAGGAGAGGUUGAUGUGAAAGUCCUAGAUACAAUCAGUGGCAAAGUUGUGUCAACAAUCCCACUUUUACAAGGAGAAGUUCUUACUUGCAACAGUAAAUGUCAGCUGUUAAUUCAAAGGACUCUUGAGGCAACUCAGUUUUUUCUUCCUUGUUCGUACUCUCUUCAGCUUUUGGAUGGCAAAACAGUUGUUUGGGGAAAGGAAGGUAUUAACAGGUACCCUUGUGACAAGGGUGUGGCUUUCUUGCCUAUGGAACAGUUCCUUGUUAUUAGCACGACUGGCGACAUAUUGGUCUUGGAUGCCGAAACAGGAAACACAUUCCGUACUUUACGUCCUUCUACAUUUUCCGACUUACGGCAUUGUACGUUUAUCAGUGACGACACAUGUGUUAUUUCUGGUUCUAACAAAACUGUUCAGCUGUUUAACGUCAGAUCUGGUGAACUUUCAAAUGAAAUUGAUGUGGAAAGUCGCGUGACGUGUUUAGCAGCCUGUCCCUUCAAUCGUGUUCUCGCCAUCGGCCUGAGGAACUCCACACCUAAUUUCAAAGUUAUCAGGGUGCAUUUGCCGCGGGGCGAAGACCGUGGAAACAUGGAAAGGUAA
Molecule: messenger RNA, 4344 nt
Organism: Porites evermanni
Lineage: Eukaryota; Metazoa; Cnidaria; Anthozoa; Scleractinia; Poritidae
Source: the annotation of a GenBank genome assembly